This is a messenger RNA of Menidia menidia (Atlantic silverside), 3665 nucleotides long. The record is from the annotation of a GenBank genome assembly. Lineage: Eukaryota; Metazoa; Chordata; Actinopteri; Atheriniformes; Atherinopsidae.
GAAAAGAAGAAUCGAGUCCAGGAAAGCCAUGGCGCUGUUAGACUGUUGGAAGCAGUUGGCCUGGUUUUACAACCAAUAUCUUCUGGUUACGGCACUCUACAUGUUAGAGCCAUGGGAAAGAACGAUUCUCUUCUAAUCUCUGUGGCUGGCAUGGCAGUAUACACUGGAUAUAUCUUUAUGCCGCAGCAUAUCAUGGCUAUCUUGAACUAUUUUGAGGUCCUCCAGUGAGAAGAUGACCCUGGCUCUCCACUGGCUCUUCUGGCUGUCUGGUUUCCUGUGUAUCUAGUUUCCAUCCCACCCACUCCAUCCCAGUGCCGAUCUACUGUCUCCUGGGUUUACAUCGCAGAUGACCACUCAUGUUAAGACUGAACUUCUGUUUUUUCCAAAAUUGUGCAUGUUUUUCUGAACACCAUUUAUUAAUCCUCUGUUUCUCCAUAUCUAGAAUCUUCUUUAUUAUCAGCAGUAUUUCACUUGAAAGCACAGUGCUUUCUUAAUUUUGCUCAGGUGCACUGUACAUUUUUUCAAAAGGAAUAAUAACUUGGUAGUUAGAUGAAGAUAGUCGAAAUUUCAUUCCAGUUAGACAUCAGAUCAUUAUCGUAGAGUUUUUCUGCUGAGAAGGAAAUCCAUGCCUAUUAGCUCAAUGCUUUGCAUUUCUAUGUUAAUAUUUCUUUGUAUUAAAACAAAUGACAAUUUAUUGUUUAAAAGGAAAAACAUUAAACCAGCAAUGCAGAAAAGAUUUACUCUGAACAAUUGAGAUUGAGUUUUUUGGGGCAAAAACUGAAUCUUCAGUCCACAGAUUCAGAUGCUUAAAUAUGCAAUUUCCAGGACUUGCAUCCAUAUACCAGCAAGGCAAAGGUUGCAAAGAGCAAAGUUUUUGUGAAAACCCCUUUCACAGAAAGAGAUUUACUCUCUCUUAAAUGGAUUUUAACUCCUUUUGUGAAGUGCUGCUGCAAGUCAAGUUUUUUACUAGAUUUUAUUUUUUUUAUGUAGACUUUCAAAAACUUUAGCUUGGCUGUGCAAGUCAAAAAAGACUAAGGAUUCAAGUUCUGUUCUGAGUCCCUUUAUUGUACACAAAUACAAUUACAAUAUUUAUUUUGUAUGUGUCCAUGAUAAAGAAUAGUCAACACUGCAGGUUGAAAAGCCUGCCAGAGAGUUUUUAAAGUAGCUGUACCCACAGAAGACAUUUGUUUAAUGCAACAUUCCUUAGCUUUAUUUUUUUUUUCCACAAGCAAAUUUCACAUGUUCUCUUUAGACUUCAGUUUUUAAACAAAUUAAUGGAAACCCUGACUGAUAAGUCUUGAGGGGAAGGUAAGAUUAUUGAAUGAUCAUAACAUAAGUCCUACAUUUUAGAAGCCAGGCAGCAGUUUAUCAAAAAUCAGACUUAUUUUAAUCUGGGGUGGAGCUUUUGAUAAUGCUUUUAAGAAAAUUAUUUUUCCCCUUAUGUGGUGAUUUUUAUUUUUUUUAAUGUUUGUCAUGUGUGCCCCUUGCAAAAAUGACUUUUUCCUCAAAUGUGUGUAUAAUCUUGUAUGCAUAUUUUAAAACUUUUGUAAUGGGUUGUGCUAUCAUUAAAGAAAUAUGUUCUUAGAACCUUAUUGUAUAAUAUAUAGAUGAAAUCAUUAAAAAUAGAUUUGACAGUCAUGCUUGUUUUAUAUGAACUUAUUCUUAAUUUCAUCCUGACGGUGCUGUGCAUUUCUUACGUGUUAAAUUCUAAGGCUAUACUAAGUACUGUAAACAAGUCUAGAAAGUUGCAAUAAACUGCAGCUUUUUCAAACGUUGCAACAAAUUAUGAAUAGAUAAAUCACUAAAUUGUGAUUAAUUUGAUGUAUUUUGGAUAUUUUUAGUCAUGACGGAUACAGAUACAAGAUGUUUAAUUUGCCUUGCUACAGAAGAAAGAUCUUCUAUAGCGGCCCGUUUUACAAACAAUCUGAAGAAGGUUUUGACAGAAGAGACUCUGUUUUCCAAUUACAAUCGCAUGAAGAGGAUGGCCAGGGUUGUCCAUAAUGUUUUUAAUUUUAAGCAUAAUCCUUCUUUGCAUCAUCAUCUCCACAGUCAUUCCCAGAACAGAACCAGUGUUCUUGAUAGGGUUAUUAAACCAGUCAAAUUAUAUCUGUGACGCUUCUCAGUCAUCCAGGUCAAGAUUAACCUUGAAAAGUUCAGUUAAACGUGAAGUUUUCUUGAAAAUGUUUCGCCUCUCUUCCAGAAAGUUUCUUCAGUUAAUGAUGAUGGGGAGCACCGAGAUUUAUAUAGUGUAGGUGUAACAAAGUAAUUAGGAGGAAAAACAAACAAAAGGUGGCUCUGGUCCCUCCUACUAGGUGGGCCUGGCGGAGUUUAAUAGUUUUUAGGGGGUUUCUGUUGGGCCGUUAACUCCCUCGUCAGAGUGGUUUCAGUCACAUGCCUCUUUGAAGUGUGAGUCAGGUGAAGGCAAAUGAGAGGUGACUCUUCAGGGUAUUGUUCCUAAAAGUGUUUUGUAUGAAGGGCUUUGUAGUACUUUUUAUGUGCAUAUGUGUGUACCCAUGAACCCCUGAUGACUUAUUUUUGCACAUCUAGUGACUUGUGAGAGAGUGUGUCUACCAUGCCUACCACAUGCAUUAUGCAUGUUAGAGGUAAAUGCUGACUGUUGUUCUUGGCUUAUUUGUUUUUUAAAUAUUAUUUUAUUGUUGUGUUUUUUUUACAUAGUUAUAUCUGCAUGUGAUGUGAUUACAUUUUCCUGUAUGUAUUUGCGUGAGCUGUGGCUGAAAAGGAUUUGAAUCCCUAAUACUGAACACCACUGGGCCCAUCAACUUGAAAUCCAUUGUUUGUCUCAACAAUGUUCAGAAAAGGACUAAAACUGGACCUUACUGUUAAAAACAAGUUCAUGCACAAGCAUGGGGCUAGAGAGUCAAGGGAAGUUCCAAAUAUUUGCAUGUUUAACAUAGUAACGUUAAUAGUUUCUUUAUUUUCGAUACAUUAGUGUUCAUUUGAUAUGAUACCUGUUUAAACAUUGUUAUGAGGAUGGUUUUAGAUGUUUAAAGUGAAUGCAAAUAUUUGUUUUUAGGUGAUGACAGGCUCCUUGACACCUUGGAACAGCCGCAAUCCCUGUGCCAAGGAUUCAAAGCUCCCCUUGGGGCUUUGAACUGAGUAGAGAGAGUGACGUUCUUGUUGAGAGCCAGGGAGUAUUUGAUCAGUUUGUCAGUGAAAGAUGGCACACCCCUUCACCGAUCAAAGAGGUCCUUUUCACUUCUCAGUUCACAUAUUCUGCAUCAAGUUCAUAAGAUGCCCUGUUCUUAUGUUCUGAUUCAGGUUUAAUUUGUGCUUUUUUGUCCUGUGUUUUAUUUACUGUUUUCAAUUUAUCUUGUUUUUAAUUGUUGGAAAUAGCUUUUGUUCAGUGUAUCUUCAGGUCUUACAGGCAUGGACAUGGUAUGAUAUCAUUUGCAGCAGGUAAGAUGGCACCCACUAUCUCACUGUACUCCUCAACAACUGUCUUGUGCCAGUAAAGUUUUGUAAAGGUUGCGUAAUGAUAUUAUUAUUAAUAAUAGUAAUAAUAAUUAUAACUUUGAUUCAUAUCGUGCCUUUAAAUAAAAACCCAAGGUUAAUUUACAGUGAGAAAUAAAAGAUGAAUAAAGGAGAUACUGUUCCUAGUAAAUUGGCUGUUCAGUUUAACAAUUGAUUCCACCUAUUCCACCUUG